AUGCUACCUGCGAAGUCCCCGAGUUCUCCAGACCAAGGUCUGGACGCAGGUCGACGACUAGAGGAUAAAAGACGGAUUCUACGGUCGCGGACGACCGAGCGUGUCCCAUGGGCCAUUAGUAUUCUAGCGAGCGUGCGAGGCUGGUUGUACGGUGCUAGUACUGGCGAGGCUACGUGCACGCGCCGAGCUUUGUUCGCGCGUCCUCUUAAGGACACGCGCAGCAGUGGGCCGGGAACAUUGCGGAACACGGGCGUCGUUCGGUUCAUCGCGAACGGGGCAGGCAGCACACGUAAUAGGCACGCCGAGCGUAUACCGGAUGGGUCGCAACGUGUUCCAAGUAUUACAAGAGCGAUCUCCUGCGUGUCGGGACUGUCGAUGGGCAAGAGACCGCGCGGGACACUCGCCCUCGUCACCCCGCUCGUUGCCCGAACGGCCCAUCGGUUCGCGUGUGCCACCUCCGCAGGAACGUCGUCGGUCCCAGGGUGUGGCGCCGGAACCCGGAGAACGACCUUAGGCGUGACCUCGCCUGGACGACCGACGAAAGCUCACCGUCACUUGCACUCACCGUUUCAGUAGCCGCCUGAGUA
Molecule: messenger RNA, 587 nt
Organism: Harpegnathos saltator (Jerdon's jumping ant)
Lineage: Eukaryota; Metazoa; Arthropoda; Insecta; Hymenoptera; Formicidae
Exons: 3
Coding region: 1-576 (191 amino acids)
Source: RefSeq, a predicted model, not a curated record